Messenger RNA from Rotaria socialis, 303 nucleotides. NCBI's taxonomy places the organism in Eukaryota, Metazoa, Rotifera, Eurotatoria, Philodinida, Philodinidae. The record is from the annotation of a GenBank genome assembly.
AUGGUGUGUGAUGCUUGUCAGAAAAAAGUGGGUACUGUUGCCACGCAAGAAAUAUGGAAAAAUGGGUCUCGAAAUACAGUUGAAAGUGGCGGUAGAAAGUUAAAUGAAAACAAAUUGCUAUCAGGGAAAUCGACUCGAUAUAGUCCAUAUACAACUAAAUUCAGUAAAUGUAAAGUUUGUAAAGGUUCAAUUCAUCAACCCGGAAGUACUUAUUGCCAAGGUUGUGCCUAUAAGCUGGGUAUCUGCGGAAUGUGUGGUAUAAAGAUUUUACAAACAAAAAAUUAUCGUCAAUCAUCUGUUUAA